ACCAGUAGACGCUGAAUGGAUUGUUAUCCAUUGUAUUGUUAUUUUUGCCAAUGAGAUCAGGUAUUUUACUGAACACAGCAGUCAGGAUUAAAUUACAACAUUCAGACUCUUUGUUGCACCCGUGGAGUCGCCCCCUGUUGGUUAUUUGGCAGGAUGCAGUAGCUAUACUGGACUGACUCCAGAAAUCAACCCUGGAGAUUUUCCUGUGAUCAGUUUCCAGAUCUCUACAUGCUGGACUCUGUCUCAGCGGAGGACUCUGAAGUGUCGGUGUGAAGAGCGGUCUCUAACAGGAUGAGUUUCCAUCAAACGUUUUGUGUGGGAAGACUUGAUUGACAAGGUAAUCGCCCGCCACCUGAAAUGAGAGCGUGACUCAGUCAGGAUUAUGUUAGCGGAGUGAUUUAGAGUGACAGCCUGUCAGGAUGAAGACAGAGGAGCAGAGAUCAAAUCACACUCCAUCUCUAACCCUCAACAUCUCUGCAGCUGGAAACCAUCAGACUCCAUCCAUAAAAGAUAAUCAAGACACAAAAUAAUCAAUAUAACCUCCGUCUUCAUCCUCCACUCCUGAGCCGCUCUCUGCGCUGAAGAGAAUAACAAGCAGACUUCACAAUAAAUGGAUUCCCCGCGGCUUUUCAUCACAGCGAGAGGAGAAAACACACACCCACUCAGAGGCAAAACAUGCACAAUUACACACACACACACACACACACACACACACACACACACACACACACACACACACGCUCUCAGCUGAAAUCAGAGGACAUGGUGUCCUGAAUUGUUGAGCAGCAUGUUGAACUGUUCUUUGAAAUCUGCCUCUGGCGUCCGGUUUCAUCAGCAUUCAGAGGAGCGUCUGCAGACGGAGUCGAACAGACGAUUUGAUAUUCUUGUCGUUUGUUUGAUUCGGAGACGAUUCAACACUCAGAGCUGAACGAGAACUUCUUCUAGAUACAGUCAGACUCAGAAAACGACGUGUCAGAGAUGAGCUGAUGACUUCUUCUUUAUUUUGAGCGCCUUCCUCCGUCUACAUGAGUCUGCAUGAGGCCUCCGGACUUCUCCUUCGAGGGGGAACGGAGUCGUCUGCAUACAUCAUAUCAUGACUUGUCAGAAAAGUGCAUUAACUCUGGUCAGACUUUGAAUGGGACCCUCUCUCUGUUUAACGGACACAGCUGGAGUCAGUGUGGAGCUAAUCUUAGCUUCCUGUUCGACAUAUUUACGACUCUGAAUUUCACGGGGAAAGUUCGGGGUUUUCCCUGAAGUCUCUGAUACAAGCAGAGGUUUUCAUCUUUAUGGAUGAGCGCAGACUUUACGACUUUGACUUUGGGUUUUGUCCUUCUUGUGGUGUCUACUCCGGGGCAUGGUGCUUAAAAUGAAGUACAGUGAAGAUAAAACAGUCGAUAAAAGUUUUAUUUCCUGAUCCGAUCAGCUCCACUCUCCUGUUAGAUUAAAGUUCUGAUGAUCACCAGAAUGACCAACUUAUCGCUUCACAAGGAGUCAUAGAAAAAAAAGAUGACUUUAAUUUGGCGAGGUCCACUUCUUAUCUCUUCUUCUACUCUUUAAAACUAAGAAUGCAGCUUCUAUGAUUUCCAGUUCUUCGUUGAAACGAAGCGUGGACUUACUUAAGACAUUUCUGAGGACGCAGAAUCUAUGAUUUCCAAUUCUACGAUGAAGGGGCAACUGGACUAUAGAGUGUUUCUGAGGAUGGAGCAUCUAUGAUGUCCAGUUCUUCAUUGAAAGGAAGAGUGGACUAACUUGAGACAUUUCUAAAGGAAACAGCAUCUAUCAUUUCCAGUUCUUUGUUAAAAGGACAAUUUGAGUAUAUAGACAUUUCUGAGGAUGCAGCAUCUAUGAUUUCCAGUUCUUCGUUGAAAGGACAGCUUGCCCUACUUGAGACGUUUCUAAAGGAAACAGCAUCUAUGAUCAACUCUUUGUUGAAGGGACAGCUGGACUUACUAGAGACAUUGCUGAGGAUGCAGCAUCUAUGAUUUCCAACUCUUCGUUGAAAGGACAACUGUACUUAGUUGUAGACGUCGCUAAAGGAAACAGCAUCUAUGAUUUCCAAUUCUUUGUUCCAAGGACAAUUGGACUAUAUAGAUGUUUCUGAGGAUACAGCAUCUAUGAAUUCCAGUUCUUCAUUGAAAGGACAGCUGGACUUACUAGAGACAUCACUGAGGAUGCAGAAUCUAUGAUGUCCAGUUCUUCGAUAAAGGGGCAACUGGACUUAGUUGAGAUGAUUCCGAGGAUGCAGCAUCUAUGAUUUCUAAUUCUUUGUUGAAAGGACAAUUGGACUGCGGUGAUUUCCUCUCCAGAGUCCUGUCUCUGGACCAUCCAGUCCUUGUUUUGGUCCUUGUGUGGUGAACCUCUUCCCUCUUUCCGUCUAAGAUUCUCCGCCUCUCUGAAAGUCAUUUUUCGACGCAGUCAUGUGACUAACCUGUCUGACAGGUUUGUCGCCUCAUUGGUCAGAGAUGUUCCUCCAGAGGGUUUGAGUUUUAAAACAAUUAAAAUCUGUGUUUAACCGACAUGUUUCACAGAUUUUUAAAAACCUUCAUCUGAAUAUUCAGUCGUCUGAUUAUUAAAGAGAAACUGAUGAAGAGUGUCGGUGCUGCAGUUGGAUGAAGAUCGGUGUGUGUGAGUGUGUGAACGCCUCCUCAGCUCAUUAACAAUUAAUAGAAACUCUAUCUGCUGCAUUGAGAUGAAGAGGGGUACAUCUCCAUGGCGAUGACCCCCCAGGACUGAACACAAACACAGAGACUUCCUGCCCGGUCGGACUGAUAGACGGUGAGCAGGUCGGUGUUGGAGGCAGAGCAGCAGCAGAAUCAUCAUGCACAGGUCGUACCAGCCGCUGAAACCCGUCACCAACCGCUUCCUGCAGCAGAGAUGGGACCAGAACGACUUCGACAACCACCGCAGGAAGGUGAGGGGGGGGUCUGAGGUCUUUACAGACAGGUACUGGUUCUGGUUUGUCAGGCUGAAGACUAGACUUAGAUAUGAUGUGAUGGGCGGGACGUGUGAUCGACUUUAACGAAGACCAAACUGUCCACUGAGUCUGAGGAUCGUGUGUCUUCACGUAGAGAAACCCAGUGAACCAACAACAGAACCUCUGGACUCAUGUGAGGCCUGGAGGCUGACCCGUGUGUCAGGGUGUCCAUGCUGAGUCAAACUCCUGGUACAGAACAUCAGAACUGGUCCAAAGAGAGAUGGAAGAAAGUGGACCAAGGUGGAAGGACCAGGAGUUGACUUGGUCUCUAAAUCCUCCAGAAUGAUGUAUUAUCCUUUUUAUUCCAGUGUUUGUUCACCGUGUCAUAUUCAUUUAUAUAACAGCUGAGUCUACUGGAGCUGACUCCUCUGGACGUGGAGGAGCAGCGGUUCUCCUCUGAGCUCCUCCCGAGUGUCCGAGCUCCUUACCCUAUCUCUAAGGCUGAGCCCGGACACCCUGAGGAGGAAACCCAUUUCAGCCGCUUGUAUCUGCGAUCUUGUUCUUUCGCUCAUUACCCAAAGUUCAUGACCAUAGGUGAGGAUCGGCAAGAUCCCGAGAUACUUGAACUCCUUCCCUUGAGGCAGGACCUCCCCUCCGACCUGGAGGAGACAAUCCACCUUUUUCAGACUGAGGACCAUGACCUCGGACUUGGAGGUGCUGAUUCGCAUCCCAGCCGUUUCACACUUGAACCGCCCCAGCAAGAGCUGAAGGUCACUGCUCGACGAAGUUAGAAGAACCACAUCAUCCACUAAUAGAUUAAUUUUAUAUAUAAACAUAUAAAAUCAGAAGAAAGUGCAGUUUGAGUUUCCAACAUGUUGGCCCCCCGUCCUCUGGGCUUAUGAGGGGGACGUCACAGAGACCACUGGGUCAGGGUUUCAUUCUGUCUUUGCUUUGCUCACUUCCACACUGUGUCCGUGUUUACCUGUCCAGGUGAGCACUGCCCUGCCGUUAGUGGACACCAAAGGGAUGAAGACACCUGCUCACGUCCAGCUCAAACUGAAGAAACUCCAGGUCAGUGUCUGAUCUUCAUUCUGGUUCCUGAAGUGAACUCUGUCCCUCAGUCCGUCCCUCAGUCCGUCUCUGUCUCUGAUCCAGCUGCAGGACGAGCGUCUGUCCAUCAUCCACAGAGAUAACCGCCUCCUGGCCUCCAGACUGGCCUCUAUCGUCCGUUCUCAGGGUCUGGUGGACCACAGAAACCAGUACCACCUGAAGAGGUGAGACCCUGACCACACACAGACCUCUCUGUUUGUCCUUCCUCCUCCUCCUCCUCCCUCAGAGCUCGUUAACACGACCAUGAGGACUCAGGAGCUCCUGUUGGACUCUCUUUAAAUAAUGGAUGUGAGCGGUCCUGCUCGGUUACGGGGCUGAAUUAUUGAUCCGUCUGUGUGUGUGUGUGGGGGGGGUGGUGGUCUGGGAUUUCUAGACUGAUGAAUCUUUGUUCUUUAAAUUAGAGUCAUGAAACUUUCAGAAAACUUUGUCUUCAGGUCAUCGUCACGACAACAAAGUUUCGAUGAUCCAAAGUCAUCAAACUGGACCGGGUCUUCAGAUUUCUUACAAAUGAAAGAUAACGAGAAAAUAAGUAAGGGUCAUGUUGAUUGGCUGGAUUGUUUACGUUUUAAGUAGCCUGAUUAAAGGGAUAUUCUGGAGUAAAAUUAAUUUAGAGUCAAACCCACCGUAACACCGAGUUAGACCCCCCCUCCAGAGAUGAAUGUUGCUUCUCUAGUUAUACCAACUUUAGUAACGAACAAGCGUCUGCUGGAAGAGAGUAGGUGAGUUGUGUUUAGUCUCUUUGCUAAAGAAAUGAGUCAAAGUUAAAAAGAUGUUUGUUGUCUAGUACUAUGGCUGUGACCCUAUAUGUACUAACCUUAGUAGAUCAUGGUGUAGUUCCGUUCAGUAACAGAACCUCAUUGGAAAAUUAGCUGAUUUAACUUUACUGUGCUCUUUUUCAAAUAUAUUAACUCGACAGCACAUAAAUCCAUACCUGUUAACAAAAUCAUGAUUUUAUUGAUAAUUCGGCUCAAUAAAAACACCUUUACCUUUUCAUUUUACUGCAGUAGAAGUUUAUUGGCCCAGCUUAUAGACUACAGAAGUGGAGAAACGCUUUAAGUUGAGGUUUGUUUAUGGCUCCUCAGACCUCUCUGUAUUACUAUCCUGCGGUCGUUACUAAAGUUGGUAUAACUAGAGAAGUAAGCGGUCGACAACAUUCAUCUCUGGAGGGGCGGGGUCUAACUCGGUGUUACGGCGUGUUUGACCCUAAAUUAAUUAAGAAUGUCCCUUUAAGACGAUAUUUGGUACUGAAGGUGUCUUUGAAAUCCUGAGAAUCUCUCUUUACUCAGGAGAUGAUGGAGAAAUUAGAUCAGAGAGAUGGUCUCUCCAUAAAAGUUCGUCACUCUGUAGCUUCUGUAGGUUGAAAGUGUUCGAUCAAUAUCAGUCAGACUUCAUUUGUAGAACUGUUAAAAUGUGAAACGAAGAAGAAAAUCUGGAUUCAUGUGCAGGUUUCAAACAAGAAAACUAAACAGACUGAUGGACCUCUCGUCCUUCUCUUCAGUUUGAACGCCGACAAAAGGAGGGAGGAGCUUAUGCUGGUUGGCCAUCAGAAUCAGGCCAUCUACCAACGAAUCACGGCGCGUCAGUCGGAGUACCGCCGCCAGCUGUGGUUGGAUGACUGGGAGAGGGCGGAGCGACGGCGGGACGAUAUCUCCAGGUACCCCCGAGGACUCGCUCAGAAACAGGUGAGUCAUCAGGUGAAAACAGAAGCUGCUGAUCCGUUCAUAGAGACUCGAGGAACUCCUGCGUGUUUGUGUCCGCAGAGGUCCAACAGGAAGGUGAAGUUUGCAGCUGUGGACGGCGGCGGCGGCGAGCGAUCGACGAGCAGCAGUAACAUCGACACCGACAGGACCGACACGACUGAGGAGGCGGACAGAGAAUCCUGAACCUGAAAUCCUCCUCAGAUCUGGUUCAUGUUCCAUAAAAACAAACUUUGAGUUAAUUUAAACAAAAACAGUCGAGGUUCCAGACGUCAAAAACAGGUUUUCAACUUUUUACUGACUGUUCAGUGUUUUCUGGACUUUUACAUUUAUGGGUGAUGUUUGACUUUGGGGCUCUAUGGGGAUCGGCUCACUUUUGGACACACCCUCCAGUGGAUGUUUGAGGUACUGCAGCUUUUUAAAUUCAGGCGUUUCCUCCUCGCUGCUUCACUGACUUAUCAAACCUCUCUGCCUUGAAUCUUUCCAUCCUUACAGGUGAAUCAUGCUGUGAGUGUUUAAGGAGCUUUUGUGUCUACUCUGUAGUUUUUCAGAUUUUAAUCUAAUAAAAUGAUUUUUUUUUUUUUAAAGCAGCUGUUUGUUAUUUUCCAUCAUUAACGUGGACACAUUGAGUUUGGAAAAAAACUUGGAUGCUGUUUUCUUAAACACAGAUUUAGUCUUCAAAUAAAAAAACAUACCAUGUUG
This is a messenger RNA of Xyrichtys novacula (pearly razorfish), 6423 nucleotides long. Lineage: Eukaryota; Metazoa; Chordata; Actinopteri; Labriformes; Labridae. The record is from the annotation of a GenBank genome assembly.